AAUCCAGAGCGUGAUGAAAUCUGUCAAUGUCGAAAUGAAAUAUUGAGCUGAAGAUAUCUCGGGUUAUUUUCUAAAUUACUAGACUAUUUGUACCCGUUUGGGAUAUUUCUGUAAAAAUAUUGGUGAUGGUUUGUCCAGACAAGCAAAAUGUUCGAAAAUCAAGUUGUGAUUCUCAACAAGGGAGAUUACACGACUUGCGCAGUAAAUUUAAAAGGAGCAACGAUUACCUCAUGGAGAAUUGAGAACGAGGAACAAAUAUUUCUUGGCAGACGAACAGAACUAUCUUAUGUAGGUAUCACUCGCGGUGGCAUAAGUUUGGCUUUCCCUCGUCACGAAAAGUGGAGUAUAGGAAGAAAGCACGGAUUCGCUAGAGACAUGUUGUGGAAGCUGGAGACAGGGCCUACUUGUAACAAGAAUGGCGAUGUUUUUGCUGAAUUCAGUUUGAGCAGUGAUGCCUUCACAGAAUCACUCUGGAGCUCUCAGUUUUCUAUACUCUGUAGAAUCACUCUUCGGGAACGACAACUAGAAAUCAAGCUCACCAUAGAAAACCUAAGCAAGGAGUUUCCUAUGGAUUUCAAUUGCAUGCAUCAUGCUUACUUCAAAGUACCGGAUGUUGCCAAAUGCAAGAUUAGGGGAUUGAAAAAUUGUCGGUAUUUCCACAAUCAGGAUCCAGAGAAAAACAUGUUUACAGAGCUAAGAAACGAGGUUACUAUUUCCCAAUACACUGAUAUACUGUAUCAACGGAUAUCAAAAGAAAUGUAUUUAGAUAAAACUGGAGACUGGGAAAAAGUUCUCAAAAUAACUAAAACAAAUUUACCAGAUAUGGUUCUUUGGAACCCUUGGCAGGAGAUGGCAAAGACAUUGAUAGGUUUAGAUGAAGACGAAUACAAAUAUUUUGUGGCCUUAGAUCUCGGAAUAAUAGCGAACAGAAUGUACUUGAAACCACAAACAUACUUCAGGUCCACCCAGACCUACGAACUUAUUGAGCCACAAAAUUAUCAUCGUCAAGAUGACGAUUCCUAUGAUUAUUUCGAAGGUAUAUGUUGAUAAUUGAAGGAUAACAAAGAAAUUACAAAUCUCUCAUUGAUAAUCUGUAAAUGGUAUGGUUAUGUGUAAAACUUCUAAAACCAAGCAGUGCUUAAAUAUUAUGAUAAAAAAGAUAUAUGAAAAAUAAAUGAUAUGUUUUUUCCAGAA
Leptinotarsa decemlineata (Colorado potato beetle) is the source of this 1194-nucleotide messenger RNA. RefSeq lists its product as uncharacterized. Gene Ontology annotation, biological process: carbohydrate metabolic process. The record is from RefSeq and is a predicted model, not a curated record. Gene Ontology annotation, cellular component: cytoplasm. Lineage: Eukaryota; Metazoa; Arthropoda; Insecta; Coleoptera; Chrysomelidae. Gene Ontology annotation, molecular function: glucose-6-phosphate 1-epimerase activity; carbohydrate binding.